UGCAAGCCAGACACUACGCAGAGAAGCAACUGAUUGUGUGGGUGACAAUCCAGACCGGUUCAUGCCACAAUCAAAAGAGACACGAUCAAAGAGACCCGAGACUUGUCAUUUUAACGAAACCAACUUCUCCAAUGGCUUGUGGCGCCUUCCUUUCCGGUCUGUUUUUCAUUGUGUUUUCCAGCCUGUCUUCGGCAAGUAACGGAGGUGUUAAAGCCAAGGAUCCAUGGCUCUCGCAACCUCAGAGGUCUGUUUCGGUCAUAAUAGGGGAAGUUCUCCACCUGGAGUGCAAAGUGCCUGACGACCCCACACCUGGUGGUGUGAAAUGGUACUUGGGAGAAGGACCUCAGCGGAAGCUCAUCUAUGCAGAUGUCGAGAUUGAUGGAAAAGAUGAAAGAGUAACAAGGAAUUCUCCAGGUUCUAGCACGGAUUUCACCAUCUCCAUCCGCAAUGUUACUCUGGAAGACGCAGGGACUUAUUACUGUGUGAAGGAGAAGAAAGGGUCGGGAGAAACUACGCUUAAAGGACCAGUGAUUCAGGUGAUUGUAGAAGCUUCUAGAAGGAAUAAUUCAAUCAUUCCCAUUGUUGCUGGAGUGUCUGGCUUUAUCCUGGUUUGUUUGUUCUGCGUGGCGCUUUAUCUCUGCCUAAAGAUGAAAAAAGGUCUAAGGAACAGCCAUACAAGGUCUGACUUUCCAGAAAAACAACAACCUUCUAAGCCGACUUCUGGGGAUAAAGAGAUUGUCUACGCUGACCUUAAAGACCCAAGCAAAUUACAGAUCCCUCGGAAAAUCGAUUCAGAAGAGCGCUCGGAAUAUGCUACCAUUAAGGGAGCACCAAGUGGGGCCACCGACAUAGGAGCUUUUUGCAGCCUGAAUCUGUGACAGAAAAUGGAGAGGAGAUUGUGGGUUGCUCCGCACCGCGUCGCAAAAAAUCGUUUCACGCUUUGCAUAGCUCGGCCAAACGGAACUUCGGAACUUCACCUGAUUCUAAAGGCAAAUGUUUGCCAGUUGUAAAAAAAAAAAAGGCACAUCAAAAAAAAACGAUUGUAUAAAAUUAUAAUAUAAUAAAAUACAGGUAAAAUAUAAAAUACAACGCACCAAAACGUAAGGAAGAACGGUUGCAGGAAUCGGGCAUGUCUGGUUUAACGAAAAGGAGGACAAGGAAGGGACAUGAUAGCGGUCUUCCAAUAUUUGAGGGGCUGUCCCAAAGAAGAGGAGGGGUCAACCUAUUCUCCAAAGCGCCUGAAGGCAAGAGAAGAAGCAGCGGAUGGAAAAUCAUCUAUUGCAAUGUCCUUCCUGUGAAAGACUACUUCAGCUUCAAUCGCAACAUUACAAGAGCAAAGAAUAGAUUCAAGCUAAAUGUCAACCGCUUCAAACUUGAUUGCAGAAAAUAUGACUUCUGUAAGAGAGUUGUUAAUGCUUGGAACUCAUUACCAGACUCCAUAGUCUCUACUCAAAAUCCCAAAAUCUUCAACCAAAAACUGUCUACUAUUGACCUCACCCCAUUCCUAAGAGGACUAUAAGGGGCGUGCAUAAGAGCACAAAAGUGCCUACCGUUCCUGUCCUACUGUUCUCUUCAUUAUAUCAAAUUAAUAUAGUUGAUGCAUAUUUUUUUUACAUAUAUAUAUAUAUAUAUUUUCUUCAAGAUAUGUUGUUUUAUCUAUGACAAUUGUUUAUGUAUACUGUUGUGACAAAAAGAAAUAAAAAAAGAAGAAGCAGCAACCUGGAAUUCAGGAGAAAUUUCCUGACUGUUAGAAUAACUAGUCAGUGGAACAAAUUAGAUAUGAGCCAUCCGUGUGCAGCAGCUGCUAAAAAAGCCAACACAGUUCUGGGCUGCAUAAACAGAGGGAUAGAAUCAAGAUCACGUGAAGUGUUAAUACCACUUUAUAAUGCCUUGGUAAGGCCACACUUGGAAUAUUGCAUCCAGUUUUGGUCGCCACGAUGUAAAAAAGAUGUUGAGACUCUAGAAAGAGUGCAGAGAAGAGCAACAAAGAUGA
Ahaetulla prasina is the source of this 1993-nucleotide messenger RNA. Its product is annotated as signal-regulatory protein beta-2-like. Lineage: Eukaryota; Metazoa; Chordata; Lepidosauria; Squamata; Colubridae. The record is from RefSeq and is a predicted model, not a curated record. Gene Ontology annotation, cellular component: plasma membrane. The transcript has 6 exons. Bases 132 to 878 code for a protein of 248 amino acids.